This is a messenger RNA of Anoplopoma fimbria (sablefish), 1971 nucleotides long. RefSeq names its product nicotinamide nucleotide adenylyltransferase 1 (gene nmnat1). Lineage: Eukaryota; Metazoa; Chordata; Actinopteri; Perciformes; Anoplopomatidae. The record is from RefSeq and is a predicted model, not a curated record. Bases 87 to 908 code for a protein of 273 amino acids. The transcript has 5 exons. Gene Ontology annotation, biological process: NAD+ biosynthetic process. Gene Ontology annotation, molecular function: nicotinamide-nucleotide adenylyltransferase activity; nicotinate-nucleotide adenylyltransferase activity.
CUGUCCAAUCAGAGUUCUUUAUCUGACGUCAAUACAGGAAGUAACCCAAUGCAGAGCUGACAGCUGCAGUUUCUCUUGUAUGAGGCAUGGACGGUCAGAACAUAACCAGAGUGGUGCUGCUGGCCUGCGGCUCCUUCAACCCCAUCACCAACAUGCACCUGAGGAUGUUUGAACUGGCGCGAGAUCAUCUGGAGGACGAAGGCCAGUACAGGGUGGUGAAAGGCAUCAUCUCUCCGGUGGGUGACGGCUAUAAGAAGAAGGGUUUGAUUGAGGCCUGCCAUCGCCUGGAGAUGGCCAGAUUGUCCACAGAGAACUCAGACUGGAUCACAGUAGAUUCCUGGGAAAGCUUGCAGCCAGACUGGGUGGAGACAACCAAAGUCGUUCGGCAUCACUAUGACGAACUGCUUGCAGCAGAGCAGAACAACGAUGAUGUGGACACAGUCAAGUAUGCGAAAAAGAGACGUAUAGAGGAAAAUGAUUUCAAGGAAUCCUCUCAUCACACAAGGAGAGGCCCUCAGCUGAUGCUCCUGUGUGGGGCUGAUGUCCUAGAGUCCUUUGAAGUACCCAACCUCUGGAAGAAGGAGGAUAUUGCUGAGAUUGUGGGCCGCUACGGUUUGGUUUGCAUCACCCGCAGUGGCAGUGACCCCCACAAGUUCAUCCACCAAUCAGACAUGCUGUGGAAGUAUCGCUCCAACAUCCAUGUGGUCCAAGAAUGGGUGACCAAUGAAAUCUCAGCCACUCAUGUGCGCCGGUCGCUGCGUCGAGGUCGCAGCGUCAAGUACCUGCUGCCAGACGCCGUGGUCCAUUACAUAAGAGACCACGGGCUCUACAGCGCCGAGAGCGAGCAGAAAAAUGCAGACGUGGUUCUAGCACCCAUUCAGAGAUACUCUGGUGCCUCCUCAAGCUGAGGAAGUUUACUGCUGCUAAAACAGAGAUGUAAGCUUUUUACACUAAUAGCUGUGUUUUUUACAAUUCAAGCUUCCACCAGUGCCUACUGAACAAACCUGCCGUUUCUAGUAAAGGGUGUGUUUUUCAAGAAGAAGAUAAAUCUAUGUAGAGUUUUCUGAGUGAAUUGAUUUAGUAGCAGUUAAAUUAGCGUGUGUGUGUGUGUGUGUGUGUGUGUGUGUGUGUGUGUGUGUGUGUGUGUGUGUGUGUGCGUGUGUGUGUGCGUGUUUGUGUGGGUGGAAAAGUACAAUAGUCAAAAACAACAAUUGAGCAACUGGCUGGGAGGUCAUCUAAAUGUCAUUGCUACUGUAGAAAUAAAUCUGGUGUGUGGUUAUUGAACUAUUGAUUCACAAUUUUGUGUGAAGUAUUCAGCCUACUGAGCCUGAUUAUGAACAAUUUUAAUAAUUGACUUGCUUUACCUCAAUGCUUCAGUAUACCCUCUAUCAAAUCAUUACGUUUUUGUACCUAGAGCACGAUUUGUUCAUGCACUCCCUCAGGUUAAAGCAUUUUUCAAUUGCUAAUACACAUUUUCGAACACAGGUUUUUUCACUGCUCUGUUGGAUUUCUUCAUUGUUGUAAACUGGCACUCACCUCUGGUCUUUUUAUAGUUCUGAUUGAGGAAACGAAAAUCAAGGAAUCAGUUCUUUGCCAGGCAACACGUGUAUUGGCUAGACGCUCCAUAGGUGUGGCAUUUUGAAUAGCAGUGUUUUGAAAUUACAUUACAUUACAUUACAGGCAUUUAGCAGACGCAUUUAGCAGAAAUCGUAAACAAGUGACUUUAUGUCAGAUUACUGUGUCUUAUGUAGAAAACUGUGUGCAGUGUGUCGCACAAAGUGCCAUGUUAAAUUUCAGAUAUGGUGCCAAGCAGAAAAUGUGUUUCGAGUUUUGAAGAAGUCUCAUACUCAAUAAGUGUGCUUUAUGUUUGAGUAAGUGCGUUAGCAAUUGAAAAAUAAUUGCAGUGCUGCAGACUUGAAAAUGAAGGUGUGAUUUGUAUUGCCUGGAACUGAAAUAAACAAUACUCUUUCU